Molecule: messenger RNA, 1136 nt
Organism: Prorocentrum cordatum
Lineage: Eukaryota; Dinophyceae; Prorocentrales; Prorocentraceae
Source: the annotation of a GenBank genome assembly
CUUUGCUGUCCCCCCCUGUCGCCCGGCCCGAGAAGCGACGCCCAGCCUGCUUUCAGGGUCGUCCCUCGGUCCUCGCCGCCCCUCCCCGGUCCUCGCCGCCCCUCCCCGCCAGCGGGCGGUCGGGCUCCAGCGGGCCCUCGCGGGAGGUGCUCAUCUGGGCGGCCACCAACGCCAGGUCCGACGUGCUGGCGCACGCCCUGGACGAGGAGAGGAAGGACCCAGACGGGGACGUGGCGGAGCUGCUCGCGGCGCAGCCCGUGGUGCCCGGGGAGCAGCAGCCCAAGGGCACCGCCUUGCACGUGGCGUGCCGCGCCGGACACGUCGACAUCGUUCGGCUGCUCCUGCUGAGGAACGCUCCUCUCGGGGUCUGCGACCACCAGCGCAAGACUCCCUACGAGGCCGCCGUCGAGGGGGCGCCGACGGCGAAGCUGGCGCAGGUGCGCGGGGCCUUCGAGGCCGAGCUCUUCAAGCGGGCGGCGGGCGGCGACGUCUCGGGCGCGGAGGCUAUCGCCCGCGCCCUCAUGGCUGGCGGGGUGGACGUGAGCAGCUGCGACCAGGGCGGGUACACGCCCGUCGCGUGGGCCGAGCUGUUCCGCCGCCCGCCGGUGGCUGGAACGACCCCAUCGGAGCCCGAGACAGCCUUCCUCAGUUCUAUGCUUGAUGGCUUGGGGAACCAGUGUCUGGAUCUUCUGAGCGGCAGCCAGGUCGAGGGACGGGAGCUCGGGGCAGGUCCAGAACUCAUGGAGGUCAUCGGCGGCCGGCGUGCCGCAGAUGUGGCAGCCAGCUUCAUAGGGGAGUCCAGCCUCGAAACGACAGGCUCCGCUCCAGCAGGAUUCCUGUACGAGGUACUCGACAACGCACACUAUCACAUCCACGGCAGGACCGAGGGGGCAGCAGUUGUGCCCACGAUGGAGGAUGAGUCCAAGUUUGUGGCCACGGCCGUGGACGACAUUCAUGCGAUGAUCCUGAAGAGCAGCUUGGUGGCGCGUGGAGCGUGCAGAGCGCGCGCCCACGGCCUCGUAGAGGCCACGCUGAUCGCCCCGAGUGCGGCAGGCCGGCCCCCGCUGGCGGCCCCGGCGGGCGCGCCGCCCGCGACGGUGACUGGGCUCGAGGGGCGGUGGAGGGAAGAGACGUAG